Molecule: messenger RNA, 1044 nt
Organism: Orbilia oligospora ATCC 24927
Lineage: Eukaryota; Fungi; Ascomycota; Orbiliomycetes; Orbiliales; Orbiliaceae
Exons: 2
Coding region: 1-1044 (347 amino acids)
Molecular function (GO): protein binding
Source: RefSeq, a predicted model, not a curated record
AUGUUGCCGACAGACUCUAAGCCCUCUCGUCGCCGUGUUUCCCUUCGUGGACACGCUCCGGAUCUGGCUAUCAGAUGUGGUAAUCGCAUCUUCAAGACCCACCAGGAACAGUUGGUCGGAAAGCCAGGGAUUCUUGAUGCAGUUCGCUACGAAGGCAUCCAAGAUGGUUGCGCCAUGGUUUUAGUCCAUGACGUCGAACCUACCGUCCUUUCUUGCAUCCUGGACUACUUCUAUACUGGUGAUUUCGAUGAGAGCGGGUCAAAUCCUUACGUUCCAAGCGUUCUCGUUCCGGACAGAAAUGAUGGAGCUACAGAGUCCCCUUUCAAAUCUCCGUCAGGAUCGCCAUCAGCUGAACCCAACAAAAGGCUCGCUGCAGUCUUUACUAUGGCACAGAAGUACAAGAUUAAUGAGCUGAAGGAAUUGGUCCAAAAAAAGUUUGCAGACAGCGGCAAGCUCUCUGAAUAUCUCUCUGCUAUCAUUAAAGAUAACACCUUGGCGGAAACUGACAUGGGGAGAACCCUUCACGUUAAAUUACAGAAGGUUGCUUUGGCUUCUGUUGACUCUCCAGAGGUUGAAAUAAUCGACCAAUCUAUUUGCAACAAUGAUGACGGGAGUACCGACGACGACACCACGAAGAAUGGUAUUACCAAAAUCGUUGAGGAUGAUAAGGUCAAAAACCCCACAAAUACCCCGGUUGUUGACGAACCUCUUACGGCAACCGCUCUUUCAACUAUGGAAGCUCUGAACGAGAGUCUCCAAACCGAGCUUGCAGCUCUUCGCACCACCUACGAAGAACAAACAAAGGAGCUCAAUGGGCAAAAGCCUUUCCUCUUGAGUCUGAAGGUUGAAAAGAACCAGGCUGAGCGUUGCCGCGACAGUGCCAUCGAAAGAUUGGAGGGUUUGAUGAAGGUAAUCAACGAAACAACUAAGUGUAAAAACACCAAUUGCCUUGCCUCGCUCAACAUUUCGGUCAUUGAAAAUGAAGUUCGCCUUGGGGGUAAUGUUACGAUCCGUUGUGGCCGCUGCAACGCCCGUCAACGUUAA